Oppia nitens is the source of this 838-nucleotide messenger RNA. It is a transcript of the gene SelR, whose product is annotated as peptide methionine sulfoxide reductase MsrB-like. Gene Ontology annotation, cellular component: cytoplasm. The record is from RefSeq and is a predicted model, not a curated record. The transcript has 3 exons. The annotation marks the transcript as partial. Gene Ontology annotation, biological process: response to oxidative stress; protein repair. Gene Ontology annotation, molecular function: peptide-methionine (R)-S-oxide reductase activity. NCBI's taxonomy places the organism in Eukaryota, Metazoa, Arthropoda, Arachnida, Sarcoptiformes, Oppiidae.
UCGCAGAUCUGCAUCUACUCUACUAUUACUACUACUAGUGAUCUACUAAUAUUGAUCCCCCAAAUAAAAUCAAUAGCAAAGUGUGUCUAUUUAUUAUUAUUAUUGAAUCAAUUGGAAAGUAUAGACACAAUUACCCCAACAAAAAACUAUGCAAAACAAUCAUCAAUCAUCGUCACCAACAAAUAGUAUGCUAAGCAAAGAGGAAAGGGAUGAAUUGGUCAAACAUUUGACACCACUUCAAGUUAGGGUAACUCAGCAUAAAAUUACCGAAAGACCAUUUACUGGUGAAUACCUUAAACUCAAUGAUGACGGCCUAUACUGUUGUGUAGUAUGCGGUGAACCGAUAUUUUCAUCGCAAUCCAAGUACGACAGUGGCUGCGGUUGGCCGGCAUUUGACGGUGUCAUCAAUAACUCAAAAGUCAAACUUAAUAUCGACUUAUCUCAUGUCGGCAGUAAUCUAUUGUUGUUGGCCGUCAAGUCGGACGUGGCCCGAACCGAAGUGUCCUGUGCCCGAUGUGCCAGCCAUUUGGGCCAUGUCUUUGACGACGGACCGGCCAAAACCACUGGCAAACGAUUUUGUAUUAAUUCAUCGGCACUCAAGUUCUUCAAUACGGAUAGUGAUGUCACUGAUAGUGUGCCGCCGCCGAUGAUGACGACGGCAGCCAACAAUGGACAUCAUUUUGAUGAUACAAUUAAUGAGAAAAAUAAGUUGUCGUCUCAAAGAAUCUCAUCACCGAUAAUGACGACGACGACGACGAAGAUAACGCCGGCGCCGCCGAAGACAAUAACAACUAAUAAUAGCAAUAAUAAAAAUUUAAAUAAUAAUAAUAAUAAUAAU